AUGUUGAGAAGACAAGCUCGUGAAAGAAGAGAUUACUUGUAUCGUAAAGCUCAAGAAUUACAAGAAACUCAACUACAACAAAAGAGAGCCAUCAUAAGACAAGCUUUGGCUGAAGGGAAACCAUUACCCAAAGAAAUUGCCGAAGAUGAACAAUUACAACAAGAUUAUCAAUACGAUCAAACUAUUGCCAAAGAAAAUACAACUAAUGACGAUGAAGAUUCGAUAGAUGACGAAUAUUCGGCCACUUCAGGUAUUCAAGACCCUCGUGUCAUUGUUUCCACUUCAAGAGAUCCAAGUACAAGAUUAUCUCAAUUCGCAAAAGAAGUGAAACUUUUAUUCCCCACUUCCAUCAGAUUAAAUAGAGGUAACUAUGUCAUGUCUCAUCUCGUGGCCGCCUGUAAUAAAUCUAAUUCCAGUGAUUUGGUCAUCUUACAUGAACAUAGAGGUGUCCCAACUUCCUUAACUAUCUCACAUUUACCUUAUGGUCCUACUGCAUUUUUCUCCUUACAUAACGUCGUCCUUAGACAUGAUAUUUUAAAUAGUGGGAAUCAAAGUGAAAUUAAUCCUCAUUUGAUUUUUGAAAAUUUCACUACAAAAUUAGGUAAAAGAGUAGAAACUAUUUUAAAACAUUUAUUCCCUCCAGGUGUCAAAAAGGAUUCAUCAAGAGUAAUCACUUUUGCCAAUAAUGGUGAUUACAUUAGUGUAAGACAACAUGUAUAUGUAAGAACAAGAGAAGGUGUGGAAAUGGCCGAAGUUGGGCCAAGAUUCGAAAUGAGAUUAUUCGAAUUAAGAUUGGGGACUCUGGAUAACAAAGACGCUGAUGUUGAAUGGAAGUUGAGGAGAUUUGUAAGAACAGCUAGUAGAAAGGAUUAUUUAUAG
Messenger RNA from Henningerozyma blattae CBS 6284, 879 nucleotides. RefSeq names its product snoRNA-binding rRNA-processing protein IMP4 (gene IMP4). Gene Ontology annotation, molecular function: snoRNA binding; rRNA primary transcript binding. Lineage: Eukaryota; Fungi; Ascomycota; Saccharomycetes; Saccharomycetales; Saccharomycetaceae. The record is from RefSeq and is a predicted model, not a curated record. Gene Ontology annotation, biological process: rRNA processing. The transcript has a single exon. The coding region runs from base 1 to 879 and encodes 292 amino acids. Gene Ontology annotation, cellular component: small-subunit processome; Mpp10 complex; nucleolus.